CGAAAAAUGAAACAGCUCACCGAGGCUCUCACACUACAGUCUCAAGCCAUCACCAGGCAUUUUAGCAUAUUUGCCAUCAGAAUCCGCCAUGAUCUCCGACCAGAUGAGAUUCUUUGCUUUAGGAAUUGAAGUUUGAAGCUCGUGUCGCCUGCUCCUGGAGCCUCGAUUUUCGCGAGUUCAUUAUCCAAGCACCUGAUCCUCUUUAAUUUCAUCCUCAUCUUGGCUUCCAAUUGGUGUCCUGGCUUGCGGCUUUUAGAAUUCGCUCUAUUUCAAUUUUGAGGGAUUGACGAACUUGAUUGAGCAGCAGAAAUGCUUACGUGCAUAGCUCGUCCGAAGAAACUCGGGCAUGAGUCACUGAAUCAGCCCGAUGAAUCCGAUUCUACCAACUCAAGCGCCGCAAAGAGUCAAGGUGCCAAAUCCCUCACUUCUCAGCUCAAGGAUAUGGCGUUGAAGGCAUCUGGAGCUUACAAGCAUUGCGCCCCCUGCACCGGACCACAGACACAGAAUCGAUUCCGGGGAAGCAAUGAGUCAGACGUGGAGUCGGAUCGGUUCCGAUGGUCCUACCGGAGAACAGCGAGUUCAAGCUCGACAACGACGAGGGCAUGGGGGAAGGAGAUGGAAGCGAGACUGAAGGGGAUUUCGAGUGGGGAGGGAACGCCGAACUCUUCCAGCGGACGGCGGGUAGAGCCGGUGGUGCUGUUCGUCGAAGAGAACGAACCUAAGGAGUGGGUGGCGCAGGUGGAGCCCGGCGUAUUAAUCACCUUUGUAUCACUUCCGAGCGGAGGGAAUGAUUUGAAGCGAAUCAGGUUCAGUCGGGAAACGUAUAACAAAUGGCAAGCGCAAAGAUGGUGGGCAGAGAACUAUGAAAGGGUCAUGGAACUUUACAACGUUCAAAAGCUUAAUCUCCAUGCUUUCCCUCAUCCAACACCACCAAGAUCUGAAGAUGAGCUCUCAAAACUGGAAUCAGCAGAAGAUAUCCCUGUGACACCUCCACUAACCAAAGAACGAUUACCUCGUAAUCUAAAUCGUCCAACAGGGAUGGGAACGGGAUACUCGUCGUCUGAUUCUUUUGACCAUCGUUCAAUGCAAUCCCGCCAUCAUCAUGAAUCGGGUGGUCUCAACUCAACCCCUAAAGUCUCCACCAUAAGCACGGCCAAGACAGAAGCAUCAUCGAUGGACGCCUCUAUGAGAAGUAGCUCUUCCAGAGAGGCUGAUCCUUCAGGGGACAUAUCAAUCAGCAAUGCCAGUGACCAAGACACUGAAUGGGUCGAGCAGGAUGAACCUGGGGUUUAUCUAACUAUCAGAGCAUUGCCAGGUGGUAAAAGGGAGCUAAGACGAGUCAGAUUCAGCCGAGAAAGAUUUGGGGAGGUGCAUGCUAGAUUAUGGUGGGAGGAGAAUCGUGCUAGGGUACAUGAACAAUACUUGUGAGAUUGAGGAAACUUCAAAGAGCAUGGAGGUGUUGUUGCUUAUGGAAUUGUUUCAUACCUGUUUUACCAUACUAGAAAGUCUCAUUAUAGGUAAUUGGAUAUCACAAGAGGUGUUACACUGUUACUGGCACCUCUGCAUUUUUAGGCUACAUAAAUAGCUAGUCACACUACGUAUAUUUGUGUGAUCGGUUCAAUUUUCUAUUGGAUGUAAGUGGUAAAUUUACCUUCGAUUAUUUCCUUCAGAUAUAACAAUUAUGCUUCAUAA
Prosopis cineraria is the source of this 1692-nucleotide messenger RNA. Its product is annotated as protein Brevis radix-like 4. The transcript has 7 exons. NCBI's taxonomy places the organism in Eukaryota, Viridiplantae, Streptophyta, Magnoliopsida, Fabales, Fabaceae. The record is from RefSeq and is a predicted model, not a curated record. Bases 310 to 1428 code for a protein of 372 amino acids.